AUGGGAGGAGCCAACUUUGCUAAGAAGGAGAACAACGUUAUUGGUCUGACUGACGCUCAACUGAGAGCAGUCGCAGAAGAUGUCGAUCCGGAAUUGAUCAGGAUCGGACAUGAGGUGGUCUCAAGACAGAAGCAAGAGACGUUCGCACAAGCUUGGAGGAAUCAUUGGGGUGCAGGAAUGUGGAGUUUGUUUUUGAGUUGCGCUUUGUUCAUGGAAGGUUAUGAUACUGGAUUGAUCUCCACGUUCUAUGGUAUGCCUCAAUUCCAAGCCAAAUUCGGUAAACCCCAUAAUGGCAAGCUGGUCAUUCCGGCCUCGUAUCAAGGAGCUCUUUUGAAUUUGGGUAAAGUCGGUCAAUUGAUCGGUCUGAUCAUCACUGGUACAUGUCAAGAGCGAUACGGUUCAAAGAAAACCUAUAUCUGGGGUAUGGUCGCUAUGACGGCAUCGAUCUUCUUAGCGGUCUUCUCGAUCAAUCUCGAUAUGUUGAUCGGUGCAGAGCUGGCUAUGGGUAUCCCUUGGGGAAUGUUCCAAACCCUUGCUACAGCCUAUGCUGCUGAGAUCUGCCCUAUCAAAUUAAGAGGUUACUUGGCUGCCUUCGCCUCCGUCGGAUGGGGAGGUGGUGGUUUCCUCGCCUCUGGUGUACUCAAAGGAGCCCUUCACCUCAAUGGCAAUUUAGCAUGGAAGAUCCCCUUCGCGCUUCAGUGGAUUUGGCCAGUCCCACUGGCUUUAGGAUGUUUCUUCGCUCCUGAAAGUGCAUGGUGGUUGGUCCGAAAGGGAAGAUUCGAAGAUGCCAAAGCGACCUUGGUCAGAACCGCUCGACAAGGUUUCUACGCAGAGAAUGAAGCUGAGGGUUAUAUCGCUUAUAUGAGACAUACCGAUGCGAUGGAAAAGUUGGAAGCUAAGAAUGGAAGCUGGAUUGAACUUUUCAAAAAAGGUCCUACUCUCAGACGAACUGAAAUUAUGAUUGGUACCUGGAUUGUGCAAGUGGCGAAUGGAAAUAUGAUUACUGGUUUGACUGUUGAAUUCCUCAAACAAGCAGGUAUGAGCACCAAGGAAGCGUUCAACAUGAAUCUCAUCCUCCAUGCUAUGGGUAUCGUCGGUGUUGGUCUCUCUUGGAUCUUUCUGGGAUACUUUGGACGAAGACCAAUCUACUUAUCCGGUUUACUUUCCGAAGCUGCCUGUUUAUUACCCAUCGGUAUCCUAGGAUUUGUCGAAAAGAGUAAUGCAAGUCUCAAGGCGACUGGUGGUUUGAUGAUCAUGAUAAACUUGAUCUUUCAUUUCUCCCUUGGUCCAGUAUGUUAUUCGAUCGUCGGUGAAUUGCCUCCAUCAAGAUUGAGGUCCAGAGCCAUAGUCAUGGGUAGAUUUAUCUACGUCGUUUGUGCGAUCAUCUUCCAACAAAUCAACACUAGGAUGGUAGCUGCCGAUGGAUGGAACCUUAAAGCUAAGAGCGGUCUUUUCUGGGUAGGAUGCAAUGCCUUUUGUCUCCUUUGGGCAUUCUUCAGAUUACCCGAAACUGGUGGAAGAUCAUUCACAGAACUCGAUAUCUUAUUUGCCAACAAGGUCCCAGCUAGAAAAUUCAAGAAUACCGUCGUCAGAGACGAAGCUGCCGAAUAUGGUGUACAAGGUAAAGAAGCUGUCGAUGUUGUUCAAGAUGAGAAAGAAGCUGUUGAAGAUGUUCAUGUCGAACAUGCUGGAAACAACCAACGAACCGCCACUCAUACCUUAACUUGA
Molecule: messenger RNA, 1728 nt
Organism: Kwoniella botswanensis
Lineage: Eukaryota; Fungi; Basidiomycota; Tremellomycetes; Tremellales; Cryptococcaceae
Exons: 9
Coding region: 1-1728 (575 amino acids)
Biological process (GO): carbohydrate transport; transmembrane transport
Cellular component (GO): membrane
Molecular function (GO): carbohydrate:proton symporter activity
Source: RefSeq, a predicted model, not a curated record